Molecule: messenger RNA, 1787 nt
Organism: Grus americana (Whooping crane)
Lineage: Eukaryota; Metazoa; Chordata; Aves; Gruiformes; Gruidae
Product: adenosylhomocysteinase A-like
Exons: 7
Coding region: 10-930 (306 amino acids)
Biological process (GO): L-methionine cycle
Cellular component (GO): cytosol
Molecular function (GO): adenosylhomocysteinase activity
Source: RefSeq, a predicted model, not a curated record
CCCCUCAACAUGAUUUUGGAUGACGGUGGAGAUCUCACCAACCUAGUUCAUACCAAAUACCCACAGCUCUUGAAAGGAAUUAGAGGUAUUUCAGAAGAGACAACCACUGGAGUUCAUAACCUGUACAAGAUGAAGGCCAAUGGGACCCUGAAAGUGCCAGCUAUCAAUGUUAAUGACUCUGUCACCAAGAGCAAGUUUGAUAACCUUUAUGGUUGCAGAGAGUCCCUCAUCGAUGGCAUCAAACGUGCUACAGAUGUCAUGAUUGCUGGAAAAGUAGCAGUCGUGGCAGGUUACGGCGAUGUGGGCAAAGGCUGCGCUCAGGCCCUGCGGAGCUUUGGAGCCAGAGUCAUCAUCACUGAAAUCGAUCCCAUCAACGCACUGCAGGCAGCCAUGGAAGGUUAUGAAGUUACAACCAUGGAGGAGGCCUGCAAAGAAGGCAAUAUCUUUGUUACCACCACCGGCUGCACUGACAUUGUUCAGGGCAGGCACUUUGAGCAGAUGAAGGAUGAUGCCAUAGUGUGUAAUAUUGGCCAUUUUGAUGUGGAAGUUGAUGCAAAGUGGCUGAAUGAAAAUGCAGUAGAGGCGGUGAAUGUAAAACCUCAGGUGGAUCGCUAUACUCUGAGGAAUGGCCGUCAUAUUAUACUGCUAGCAGAAGGUCGACUGGUCAACUUGGGCUGUGCCAUGGGUCACCCGAGCUUUGUUAUGAGCAACUCCUUCACCAACCAGGUGCUGGCACAGAUCGAGCUGUGGACCAAUAGUGACAAAUACUCUGUUGGAGUCCAUUUCCUGCCAAAGAAGCUGGAUGAAGCUGUGGCUGCUGCUCAUCUGGAUAAACUGUGUGUGAAGCUGACGAAGCUGAGUGACAAGCAGGCCAAAUACCUAGGCUUAUCAAGAGAUGGGCCAUUCAAGCCAGACCACUACAGAUACUGAGCAGGUGGCACUACCCAAAGACCAAAGUGCAGGGAUGCAACCUUCCAAAGUUCUUGUGUGUGCUGGGCUUCUGAGAACAAGUGCUUUGCCAUACUCCUCUCAGUGCUGCAGAACCCCUCCCCUUACCAAGGGAGCUUCAGGGCCUUAUUUGUUAAUGAAAGAGGAUCACUGCCUCUUGGAAUUAGAAUUGGUUACUUAGCUAAUGUCAUGGUGAAAAGGAUUCUAUGCACCUUUUAUUGGCUUCUAAUGUCCCAAUAAGGGGAGCAGGACAGAAGAUUGCUAAAUGAAAAUGCACAGUCUAGUCAAACGGGUGGCUGGCAGCCUCUUCGAACAGACUAACCAAUAAAAUGGGGAACGGUUUCUACAGGGAGAUGCUUUCUGCUGUGCUCUGCUCAAAUUAGAUGAAUCCUAUUAGGUGGCUGGCAGUGUCAGGCUUCUCUCCACAAAAGUGCCCUAGCUGAAGUGCACAUUGUAAAACUGGAGGAAGUAGGGAGGAGUAUAGGUAACUUAAUCUCCUUCCUAUAAAAUCAACUUAAUCUCCUACUUGAAGGUUAGAGCUGGAGGUUUUUUUUCUGGAUUAAUUUACUCCAUUGGUUUUGGCCAGAACAAAGACCCUUUCAUGCUUCUUCCAUAGCAACUCAAGGAGGGGUGAGGCAAGAGUGACUUUGUUUUAGCAGCCUUGUGAAGAGCUGGGAAGCCACUUGAGGGGAUGGUUAGGUUUAGGGACCUUGUUCAAUCCUCUGAAAACACCAGCAGCACACUUCUACCCCCAACUUGAUUUUUGAGUUGUCAUGUCUGCUGUAUCUUGUUUGUCACUGACUCAAAGUGCUUUUAUUAAAGAUCUGACUGUGGCUUGG